This is a messenger RNA of Guillardia theta CCMP2712, 1226 nucleotides long. RefSeq lists its product as hypothetical. Gene Ontology annotation, molecular function: isomerase activity; carbohydrate binding. The transcript has 14 exons. Gene Ontology annotation, biological process: carbohydrate metabolic process. The record is from RefSeq and is a predicted model, not a curated record. NCBI's taxonomy places the organism in Eukaryota, Cryptophyceae, Pyrenomonadales, Geminigeraceae. The coding region runs from base 74 to 1183 and encodes 369 amino acids.
GGGGUAAGGGGAGGCCGCGAUGCGCAUAGCGAUAGUCCUGGCAGCCAUGGUGGCAGGAGGAGAGGCGUUCACAAUGUCUUCCUCCCCACUGCUCUCCUCAUCUUCUCUUUCAUCUUCUUUGCUGUCCUCAUCGUCUUCGUUCCUCUCUCCCUCCACAAGGACCACUUCUCCGGCCCAUCGGGUGCUCGCCCAACGUGGCAGGGCAGAUCAGAGCUGGAUUAGGAGGAGAAAGGCGACAGGUAUCGUGGCAAGUUUUGUGCCAGACAAGGAGUUUCUUAAAAAGCAAGAAUCGGCUCAGGCCGAUGCGAUGAUCCUGAGAGAUCCCGUGAAGUUGACAAACACAAUCACCAAGGAAGAGGUGUCCAUCUACAAGAAUGGCGCCUGCGUUACCAGCUACAAGACACCUGAUUAUGAUGUCUUCUUCGUUCGACCUGAUGCUGUUCUUGAUGGAAGCAAACCGAUCUCCGGAGGGGUCCCCAUCUGCUUCCCCCAAUUCGGACCAGGCGAAAUUCAGCAGCAUGGAUUUGCUCGGAACAUGAAGUGGGUCUGUGUGGAUGUGCGGGAGGAAAACGCAGCAGGGAGCCGAUCUCUCUCCUGGUUGCGGGAGGGAAGUAGAGCCAUCUACGAGCUCGUCCCGAACAAUGAGACUAGGAAGAUGUGGCCGAACUCGUUCAAUUGCCGCUAUCAGAUUGACCUCAACUCUGGAAACCUGAACCUUGAGCUGCGGGUGCAGAACAAGGGUAAAAAAGCCUUCUCGUUCACUGGAGCUCUGCACACUUACUUUGCGGUUGACGAUAUUGACAAGAUCGCGAUCCAAGGCGGGUUCAAGGGGAAGAAAUAUCUGGACAAAACUCUGUCGCCUCCUGCAGAGAAGACGGAGACGGAGGACGAGCUGCGGAUUUCUUCAUUCACCGAGAGGAUCUACUCGGAUUGUACUGAUGAUAUCCGCCUCAAGGAUGGUGACAAGGAAGUCGUCAUCAGAAGCUCUCAAGGGUGGAAGGACAUCGCCAUUUGGAAUCCUUACGGAGAGGAGAAGAUGGGAUACAAGAACUUCGUCUGCAUUGAGCAUGGCGUGAUCUGCGAGCCAGUCGUGCUCAACCCAGGCGACGUGUGGGUGUCGAGUGUCGAUAUUCUCCCUUACUUCAAUGGACUUCCUGCGUGGAUGCAGAGCAUGGACUCGUAAACGAGCAUGUCUAAUGAAUGAAGAAUAAAAAUCUCCCACCGCG